Molecule: messenger RNA, 348 nt
Organism: Effrenium voratum
Lineage: Eukaryota; Dinophyceae; Suessiales; Symbiodiniaceae
Source: the annotation of a GenBank genome assembly
AUGUGCGCACCCCGAAAUGCGCUGCGGCUGCUGGAGCUGCUGGUGGAGAGAUACCCGGACAACGAGAAGCUGGCCAAACGCUUGGCAGGGCUCCACGUCUUCAUGCCGCUGCUUCGUCUCCCCUGGCCGCAAGCGGAGCCCGCAGCCUCCUACUUGGGGGCAGCCCUCGAAAGCGCCGGCGCCGCCGGCGGCGCGCUGCGGCGGAGCGCGGCCAAAGUGCUGCAGACGGCCAUGGACACGGAGCUGGGAAUGCAGGUGGCGGCGGACCACCCGGAGCUGUGCCUCCAGGGGCUUUUGGCCUUGCUGCACUUGGUGCUCGAUGAGCCCGAGGCCUUGUGCGCCACCACG